Helianthus annuus (common sunflower) is the source of this 3832-nucleotide messenger RNA. RefSeq names its product topless-related protein 1. Bases 244 to 3642 code for a protein of 1132 amino acids. Gene Ontology annotation, biological process: regulation of DNA-templated transcription. Gene Ontology annotation, molecular function: protein binding. The record is from RefSeq and is a predicted model, not a curated record. The transcript is spliced from 25 exons. Lineage: Eukaryota; Viridiplantae; Streptophyta; Magnoliopsida; Asterales; Asteraceae.
UCUUCUCCGCACAAUAUUGUAGAGAGAGAAAGUCUGGAGAGAGAGAGAGAACACAGAGAUAAUAAAUAUGCACAUCUGUAGUAUGUAUAGAUAUCUACAUCUACAUAUAUAAAUAUAUAUAUUGAUCUCUGUUCUAUCAUCAAUCGAUCUUGCUAAGGGCUUCACAGAUCUGCUCUCUUAGAAUCUUGAUAAUUAUCAUCAUCAUUAUUAUUAUUAAUAAUUAUUUGGGUCAAAGGAAGUGCAAUGUCUUCUCUAAGUAGAGAGCUAGUGUUCUUGAUCUUGCAGUUUCUUGAUGAAGAAAAAUUCAAAGAGACUGUUCACAAGCUUGAGCAAGAAUCAGGGUUUUUCUUUAACAUGAAGUAUUUUGAAGAUGAGGUGCACAAUGGGAAUUGGGAUGAGGUUGAGAAAUAUCUUUCAGGUUUCACUAAAGUGGAUGAUAAUAGGUACUCCAUGAAGAUAUUUUUUGAAAUUAGGAAGCAAAAGUAUCUUGAAGCAUUGGAUAAGCAUGACAGGUCUAAGGCUGUUGAGAUUCUUGUAAAAGAUCUCAAGGUGUUUGCCUCAUUUAAUGAAGACCUUUUUAAGGAGAUAACUCAGUUAUUAACUUUGGAGAAUUUUAGGGAGAAUGAACAGUUGUCGAAAUACGGAGAUACGAAAUCCGCUCGAGCUAUAAUGUUGGUUGAACUUAAGAAGUUAAUUGAAGCGAACCCUUUGUUUCGCGACAAAUUGCAAUUUCCAAAUCUUAAGAAUUCAAGAUUAAGGACACUCAUAAACCAAAGUUUGAAUUGGCAACACCAACUUUGUAAAAACCCCAGGCCAAAUCCAGAUAUCAAAACGUUAUUCGUUGAUCAUUCUUGCGGUCAACCAAACGGGGCACGCGCUCCUUCACCGGCAAACAAUCCGCUUCUUGGAUCAUUACCGAAAGCUGGUGGCUUUCCUCCUUUAGGUGCACAUGGGCCAUUUCAACCUACACCAGCUCCAGUGCCGACACCACUUGCUGGUUGGAUGUCUAAUCCGCCAGCGGUAUCUCAUCCAACGGUUUCCGGUAGUGCAAUUGGUCUCGGUAGUCCCUCUAUUUCAGCUGCUUUGAAGCAUCCAAGAACUCCGACAAAUCCGUCGUUGGAUUACCCAUCUGCAGAUUCUGAUCAUAUGAGCAAAAGAACAAGGCCCAUGGGGAUAACAGAUGAGGUAAAUCUGCCGGUUAAUGUGUUACCUGUGUCAUUCCCGGGGCAUUCUAGUCAUACUCAAGCUUUUAACGCACCUGAUGAUUUGCCGAAAACCGUUGCACGGACGUUAAACCAGGGUUCAUCUCCUAUGAGCAUGGACUUUCAUCCUGUUCAACAAACAUUACUCUUAGUUGGAACAAAUGUGGGAGAUAUCGGAUUAUGGGAAGUAGGCUCACGCGAAAAGCUGGUUCUAAAAAAUUUCAAAGUUUGGAAUCUUAGUGCAUGUUCAAUGCCUUUUCAAGCUGCUCUAGUAAAAGAUCCAGCUAUCUCGGUGAACCGUGUAAUCUGGAGUCCGGAUGGUUCAUUGUUCGGAGUUGCAUAUUCAAGGCACAUUGUACAAAUAUAUUCAUAUCAUGGAGGUGAUGACGUGAGACAAAACGUAGAGAUUGAUGCUCAUGUGGGUGGAGUAAACGAUCUUGCAUUCUCUAAUCCGAACAAGCAACUUUGUGUGAUAACUUGUGGGGAUGACAAAACAAUCAAGGUUUGGGAUGCAACGACUGGCGUAAAAAAGUACACUUUUGAAGGCCAUGAAGCUCCGGUUUACUCUGUAUGCCCUCACUAUAAAGAGAAUAUUCAGUUUAUAUUUUCAACGGCUCUUGAUGGAAAGAUAAAAGCAUGGUUAUACGAUAACAUGGGAUCGCGUGUCGAUUAUGAAGCACCCGGUCGUUGGUGCACUACGAUGGCAUACAGUGCUGACGGAACAAGGCUUUUCUCGUGUGGGACAAGCAAAGAUGGGGAAUCGCACAUUGUCGAAUGGAACGAGAGUGAAGGGGCGGUUAAAAGAACGUAUCUCGGUUUCCGUAAACGAUCUUUAGGUGUCGUACAGUUUGAUACAACAAAAAACAGAUUUUUAGCAGCUGGUGACGAGUAUUUAAUUAAAUAUUGGGAUAUGGAUAACGUUCAGCUUUUGACAAGCGUUGAUGCUGACGGAGGUCUUCCGGCAAGCCCACGAAUCCGUUUUAACAAAGACGGUGCUCUUUUGGCUGUUUCUGCUCAAGAUAACGGUAUAAAAAUUUUAGCAAAUUCUGAUGGACUUCGGUUACUUCGAACGUUUGAAAAUCUUUCGUUUGAUGGUUCUGCGUCAAGAACUCCUGAAGCUGCAAAGCCUACAAUAAACGCGUUAUCUGCUGCGGCUCCUAGUAGUGCGGCAUUAGCAGAACGGGUUGCAUCCGUUGGAUCCAUCUCUGCAGUGAACGGGGAUGCGAGAAGCUUGCCGGACGUGAAACCUAGGAUUGUGGAAGAAUCUAACGACAAAUCAAAGAUUUGGAAACUAUCGGAGAUUAACGAAGCUUCGCAAUGUCGGUCGCUGAAGCUCCCCGAGAACAUGAGAGUAACGAAGAUAUCAAGAUUGAUAUAUACAAAUUCGGGAAAUGCUCUUUUAGCGUUAGCAUCAAACGCUAUUCAUUUGCUAUGGAAAUGGCAGCGUAACGAGCGUAAUUCAAGUGGCAAGGCGACAGCUGGCGUUUCACCGCAAUUAUGGCAACCUUCAAGUGGGAUUUUGAUGACGAAUGAUGUGGCGGAGACUAACCCUGAAGAAUCCGUUGCGUGCUUUGCUUUGUCGAAAAACGAUUCGUAUGUUAUGUCUGCAUCUGGAGGAAAGAUAUCCUUGUUCAAUAUGAUGACAUUCAAGACAAUGACAACAUUCAUGCCGCCACCACCUGCAGCAACGUUUCUUGCUUUCCAUCCUCAAGAUAACAAUAUUAUAGCAAUCGGAAUGGAUGACUCAACGAUUCAGAUUUAUAAUGUUCGUGUAGACGAGGUUAAAAGCAAGCUUAAAGGACACUCUAAACGUAUAACCGGUCUCGCCUUUUCUCAUGUGCUAAAUGUGCUUGUCUCAUCUGGCGCUGAUGCUCAGAUUUGCGUAUGGAGUUCGGACGGAUGGGAAAAACAAAAGACACGAUACGUUCAACUCCCGCCAGGGAGAACACCGUCACCACAAUCCGACACGCGUGUGCAGUUUCAUCAUGAUCAGACCCAUUUUCUUCUUGUUCACGAGACUCAACUCGCCAUCUAUGAAACGACAAAACUAGAAUGCGUAAAACAGUGGAUUCAACGUGAAAAUUCAGCCCCGAUAUCGCAUGCGACCUUUUCAUGCGAUAGUCAACUGAUAUACGCAAGUUUCUUCGAUGCAACCGUUUGCGUGUUCACCGCCUCUCACCUUCGCCUUCGAUGCAAGAUUAACCCCUCUGCGUAUCUUACAAGUAACCUUAAGGUGCACCCCAUGGUGAUUGCGGCUCAUCCACAAGAACCAAAUCAAUUUGCACUAGGGCUUUCUGAUGGAACCGUUCAUGUUUUGGAGCCGCUUGAAUCUGAUGGCAGAUGGGGCGUGCCGCCACCGGCUGACAACGGGUCCACAAGCACAGUUCCGGCUACACCGCCAGCGGCUGGUUCAGGGUCGGAACAACCGGCACAGAGGUGACCCGGUUGACUAAACACUUGUUUACUGUGCAGUUCCAGCUUAGUAGUUAUGUUCCUGCUUCUAGUGCUACUGUUAUUAUUGUGGAUUAUUUUGUUAAAAUGUAUUUUAGUUGGUGAAUUGACUUGAUCUAACUUGUUAUGUAAGAUGAUGUGAAGGGUAAAUGCUAAUUGUCUGAUUAGGGUUUUCAAUC